Penicillium maclennaniae is the source of this 2760-nucleotide messenger RNA. RefSeq names its product chitin synthase I (gene chsA). Gene Ontology annotation, cellular component: cell septum; cell periphery. The coding region runs from base 1 to 2760 and encodes 919 amino acids. The transcript has 3 exons. Gene Ontology annotation, molecular function: chitin synthase activity. The record is from RefSeq and is a predicted model, not a curated record. NCBI's taxonomy places the organism in Eukaryota, Fungi, Ascomycota, Eurotiomycetes, Eurotiales, Aspergillaceae.
AUGCGUACUCCAGAUCCCUUUGGGGACGAGUAUCAUCAUGAGCCUACCAUGAACCCUUCUCAUGUCACCAGCUAUACCAAUCGUACUCCGUCUCCGGGACACCCCUUGAACUCCUACCAGCUUGAAGAUAACCCCUACGCUCCUGCAGGGCACCUGCCUAUGCCCUCAAGCGAUCGCCUCGCCGACCAACCCACCUACUCGGUCGAGAAUAUUCAGAAUUCUUACGGUCACAAUGAAGCCUACGAAGGUCACCAGCCCUAUGGAUACAGCCAUGAUUAUGCGAUUGACACCGAGGCGCACCACGACGCUUACUAUACCCACCCUUAUCAGCCCGCGCUCACUCCGCACGAAGACUACGACCUAGGUUCAUACGCCGAGCCUACCCACACCCCUUAUGAUGACAAUGCGCCCAUGUUACAGACGGAUGAAGAUCCCUUCGGGCCGGACCCGUACAGCGCUGAUUUCCAGGAUGAGCCUCGCCCUACCCCGAGCCCUGCUCCCAUUCGACGAUGGAAGACCGUAAAGGAAGUUCAAUUAUUCAACGGGAAUCUCGUGCUGGAUUGUCCGAUUGCGCCGAAGUUGCUCAGCCAGGUGCCGCACGCUGAAGCCCCCGGCCGUGAUGAGUUCACCCACAUGCGCUAUUCCGCCGCGACUUGUGACCCUGCGGAUUUCUUCGAAGAGCGUUUUACCUUGCGCCAGAAGCUUUUCGCGAAGCCCCGCCACACUGAGUUGUUUAUUGUCGUGACUAUGUACAACGAGGACGACUUCCUGUUCGCGCGUACGAUGUCCGGCGUCUUCAAAAACAUCGAUCACAUGUGUUCGCGCACCAGCAGUAAAACCUGGGGCAAGGAUGCUUGGAAGAAGAUCGUGGUCUGCGUUAUUAGCGACGGUCGAGCGAAAAUCAACCCGCGGACCCGUGCGGUCCUGGCCGCUCUGGGUGUGUACCAGGACGGAAUUGCCAAGCAGCAGGUCAAUGGCAAGGACGUGACAGCCCACAUCUACGAGUAUACUACCCAAGUCGGUUUAGAGGUUAAGGGUACUCAGGUUCAUCUGAAGCCCCGCUCAGGUCCGCCUGUGCAGAUGAUAUUCUGUCUCAAGGAAAAGAACCAAAAGAAGAUUAAUUCUCACCGCUGGUUCUUCCAGGCGUUCGGUCGUGUCUUGGAUCCCAACAUUUGCGUCCUUCUCGAUGCUGGUACCAAGCCCGGUGGUGACUCUAUCUACCACCUGUGGAAGGCAUUUGACGUCGAGCCCAUGUGUGGUGGUGCUUGUGGUGAGAUCAAGGUCAUGACUUCAAAGGGAAAGAAGCUCUUCAACCCUCUGGUUGCUGGCCAGAACUUUGAGUACAAGCUUAGCAAUAUUCUCGACAAGCCUUUGGAAUCUGCAUUCGGUUUCAUUUCCGUAUUGCCCGGCGCUUUCUCUGCUUACCGAUUUGUCGCCUUGCAGAAUGACAAGAACGGUCAGGGUCCGCUCGAGCGAUACUUCCUUGGUGAGAAGAUGCACGGUGCCAAUGCCGGCAUCUUCACCGCCAACAUGUAUUUGGCUGAAGAUCGCAUUCUAUGUUUCGAGAUUGUGGCUAAGCGCAAGUGCCGUUGGUUGCUUCAGUAUGUCAAGUCAUCGACAGGUGAGACCGAUGUACCGGACCGCAUGGCCGAGUUCAUUCUCCAGCGCCGUCGUUGGUUGAACGGUAGUUUCUUCGCUGCUGUCUACGCCAUCACCCACUUCUACCAGAUUUUUCGCAGUGAUCACAGCUUCCUGCGCAAGUUCGCGUUCAUGAUCGAGUUCAUUUAUCAAACAGUGGCGAUGAUCUUUGCGUGGUUCGGUAUCGGUAACUUCUUCUUGGUCUUCCACAUUCUCACGACAUAUCUUGGUGACGACGACCUCCUCGGCACCGCCGGUAAAAUUUUGGGUAUUGUCUUCGAAUGGCUCUAUUUGGCAACCUUGGUAACGUGUUUCGUUCUCGCGCUCGGUAACCGACCCGGUGGAUCGAACAAGUUCUACAUGACUAUGGUGUAUUUCUGGAUCGUGAUUAUGAUAUACCUGUCCUUCGCGGCAGUCUUUGUCACAGUGAAAUCCAUUGAAGCGGAAGUCGAAGCGGACAGUUUCACUAUUAGCGAUCUGUUCACCAACAAGACCUUCUUCUCGAUUAUCGUCUCACUCGGUUCGACCUACGUCAUGUGGUUCAUCGCAUCAUUCAUCUUCCUGGACCCCUGGCAUAUGUUCACCUCGUUCAUCCAGUAUAUCCUGCUGACCCCGACCUACAUCAACGUGCUCAACAUCUACGCCUUUUGUAACACCCAUGACAUCACGUGGGGAACCAAGGGCGAUGACAAGGCCGAGAAAUUGCCGUCCGCACACCUCAAGCCCGGCGGCAAGGUCGACGUCAAUAUUCCUCAGGACGACGGCGAUCUGAACGCGCAGUACGAGGCCGAGUUGCAUAAGUUCUCCAUGAAGCCGCCGAAAGAGGUCCAGAUCAUCUCGGACGAGGAACGCCAGGCCGACUACUACAAGGGAUUCCGCAGUGCGGUCGUGUUGGCCUGGGUAUUUUGUAACUUUGCCCUCGGUGCCGUGGUCCUGUCAGCCGCUGGUCUGGAAACCUUCGACAAGACAAGCACGAGUACGAGCUCGACCACGGAUCUCACGCAGAACGAGCGCUCGCUCAUUUACAUGGAAGUUGUCUUGUGGAGUGUCGCUGGGCUUUCCUUGUUCAAGUUUAUCGGUGCAAUGUGGUACUUGGUGGUUCGAAUGUUCCGAGGCGUUUGA